GCGGUGCGGUUUAAUUCAACCACCUCAACCGAAUAACACAUGGUCACGGACAGCCAUUGAUUGUGUUCUGGUGCCCAAUAUUAAACAAGUCGCCGUUCGUUAUCAAAAUAUGAAAUAACCAAAACACCACACAAUUUGUGCGACACAAAUAACAGGAUAAAAUUUGAAAAAAACCGUGUGCCUUCAAUAGUACCAUCAUGUCAUUGGUCGCCAAGUCGUACGUGGACAAGGAGGUCAACGAAUUUAUCUGGAACAUUGAAGAUCUGCAGCUCCUCGCUACUAAUCCGAAUAUGACGGAAAUGCACGUUUUCCCCUUCACGGUCGGCUCCAGCAUCGACAGAGUCUCGAAAUGGAAACUUUUCCUUGCCCCCGACAACACUAAGGGUCCCCUGUUCAUCGCACUAUUCUUCCAAUUGGUCGAAUACACCGGUACUGACAGGCUCCCCGUCACCCUGAAAGUUUGCAUCGAGCCGAGCAGUUCUUCCAGAUAUGGAUGUCACAUUGAAUUUUCCAACUUCACCGCAGGCAAGGAGCGUAUGAAAUGCAAUUUUGUUUCUGAUGCUGACUUGACCUCUACCAGUAGGUUUCCGCAGAGGUAUACGCUCGGCUCAAUUUUUAAGGAGUUUUCCACCCCCGGGUUAAAAUUGAUGAUCAAGUUCGAGAUGUUUGGGAAACACCGAUUCACUAUUUCGGACGAGGAUGGGUCGUCGCCAGCUUCUUUGAUGGCGAGGGAGCAAGCCCUUAGCGCCAGACGCCACAAGGAGGUCGCGCUUGCCAUGCUGGAAAGCGGGGAGCGGUCCGAUGUGACCUUUGUGACGCGGGAUGAACAACGCGUCCCGGCGCACAGGCUGAUCCUCUCCAUGCACAGCGCCGUCUUUGCCGCCAUGUUCGCCGCCGAGAUGAAGGAGAAGACGGACGGCGUCGUCGAGCUGGUCGACAUGGGGGGCGACGCGCUCAAAAUCUUGUUAAAGUUCGUCUACAUUGGAGAACUGGAUGAUAAAUGGGGCCAAUUUUACGGUGAGAUUAUCAACGCGGCGGAAAAGUAUCAACUCACAUCCUUGACCAAUAUUUGUGAUAAGCUUCUUCCGACACUCGUCUCAUGGGAAAACUGCGUCGAGCUGUUGAAACUGACCGAAUUGCACGGUAUGGCCGGUGCGAAGGAGGGGAUUGAAAAAUUUAUGAGAAGUGACCCGGGAAAAUUGUUUCACUUGACAAAUCAACUUCUCAGCGUCGUCAAUGCAUUUGCAUAAUUCUUGAGACCAAUUUAAUCAAACUUUGUGGACAAUUGUUAUGACGAACGUUAAUCUACGUGUCUGCAUAUGACAUAAUUAAUUGCAACGAAUCACUUGUAAUUUUUUCAUUAUUGUAAUAAAUAUGUACGUAUCGAAUCGAUACUAUCGAUGAUAUGUA
This is a messenger RNA of Folsomia candida, 1410 nucleotides long. RefSeq names its product kelch-like protein 7. Lineage: Eukaryota; Metazoa; Arthropoda; Collembola; Entomobryomorpha; Isotomidae. The record is from RefSeq and is a predicted model, not a curated record. The coding region runs from base 198 to 1250 and encodes 350 amino acids. Gene Ontology annotation, molecular function: protein binding. The transcript has 6 exons.